GUUGCUUCAUCCUACUACUCUUUCACAACAUAUCCAGGAAGGCAACCGACUUCAACGCCAAGCGCACCACUUACGAGAAGACGACCGCAGCCGCCCGCGCUGUCAAGGACAAGAACCAGCCCAAGAAUGAGCGUGGCUGGUACAAGAACGCAUGGCGCAGCCAGUGGGGCAAGAUGUGGGACGGCUACAAGCGCGACCCUGUGCGCUUCACGGCUGGCGAGAAGCAGACGCUGACGGAAGAGGAGGUCGGUCUUUGCAAGGAGCUUGAGUCUUUGCUGCCAAGCCGGGCUUCCGCGAGCGUCAAGGACGCCAAGGUGUCCUACGGUGCCAUCGACGCCGGGGGCCUUCUGGGACCGCUGGCCAAGGCCUUGAGCGGCCUCUCUUCAAAGACCAAGCGCUCCUCUCUGGGGUCCACAGGCGCCGUCGACGUCGCCGCCGCACCCCAGCCCAGCCCGCCCAUGCCCCCGCCCAUGCCCCCGCCCAUGCCCCAGUCCAGCCCAGGCGCCAUCGACAAGCUGGCCGCGGCGGGUGCCGAGCGCGUGAAGGCGCUGGGCGACAAGAAGCGGACGGAUGCGAAGAAGCGCAAGGAUGAGAGGACGGCCGAGGCGCCAGCUAAGAAGCACAAGGGCGAUGAGGUGGUAGCCCCGGCUGCCAAGGCCAAGACCGAUGCCAAGACUGCCGCUGAGGGCAAGGCUGCCAAGGUUCCGGCCGCGAAGGCUGGCAAGGCCGCCAGGGGCAAGGCCGCCAGGGGCAAGUAGACUGCCGAUGCUGGUGCUACAUGGAUUGUACAAUGUUCGGACUAGGCCUAGUACGGCUUAUUCUGGACUUAGCUACCGAGCAUUAGGAUGUUUGGACCCUGUGUAGACCACCUAGCGGUAGUAUGUUUGGACCCUGUGUAGACAUCCACUCCAGCAUGAGCGAGUGAGCAUUUGAGGACUGCUGUGCUGCAUGUGCAUGACAGUGAGACUGUGAUGGGCGACAGAGCGCCUUUGACUGUGAUGCACUUACUGUCAGAUCGUAGUUGCGUGGAAAGCGAGUGAGAUGGUCGGUUCAGGUAAUCCUGAAACAUGUGUGCAGCCAGGGUCCGCCGCAGAUGUGGGAUAGAGGCAGUGUAACGUGCUCUGGAAUGAAGAGUUUCAUGUGUUUCUCCGUGGAUUGUACGGUUCCCCCGUGUUUCUGUUUUCGAAUCGCGUCUCAAGACGCAGUGCGUCUCGUGCAUCGCGUGUGUGUGAGACGCGGCGCGUCUAGGGUAUCAGGCUAGCGUCUGGUGUGACGCAUCGCGUUAGCUAAGACGCGCUCUCCAUGCAAUUGUACCGCGUCACGACUCGCGUUCCAUUGCGUCUCGCAGACGCAGUGAAACGCGCUAUCUGCAAUGGUGCCCCGCUUCA
Messenger RNA from Chlamydomonas reinhardtii, 1388 nucleotides. RefSeq lists its product as uncharacterized. The record is from RefSeq and is a predicted model, not a curated record. The coding region runs from base 174 to 758 and encodes 194 amino acids. The transcript has 5 exons. Lineage: Eukaryota; Viridiplantae; Chlorophyta; Chlorophyceae; Chlamydomonadales; Chlamydomonadaceae.